Merops nubicus (carmine bee-eater) is the source of this 1214-nucleotide messenger RNA. It is a transcript of the gene DRG1, whose product is annotated as developmentally regulated GTP binding protein 1. The coding region runs from base 76 to 1137 and encodes 353 amino acids. Gene Ontology annotation, cellular component: cytoplasm. The transcript is spliced from 8 exons. NCBI's taxonomy places the organism in Eukaryota, Metazoa, Chordata, Aves, Coraciiformes, Meropidae. Gene Ontology annotation, molecular function: GTP binding; GTPase activity. The record is from RefSeq and is a predicted model, not a curated record. Gene Ontology annotation, biological process: cytoplasmic translation.
CGCCGAGCCGUGAGGCGCAGUGCGGCCCGGCAGAGCCUCUCCCGGUGGCGAGCCCUCGUUUCCGUGCUCUUGCAGAUGGCCCGGACGCAGAAGAACAAGGCCACGGCUCACCACCUGGGGCUGCUGAAGGCCCGCCUGGCCAAGCUGCGCCGAGAGCUCAUAACCCCCAAGGGCGGCGGCGGCGGCGGCCCUGGGGAAGGUUUUGAUGUUGCAAAGACAGGUGAUGCCCGAAUUGGAUUUGUGGGUUUUCCAUCAGUGGGGAAAUCUACUCUUCUCAGUAAUCUUGCUGGUGUAUACUCUGAAGUGGCAGCAUAUGAAUUUACUACACUAACUACUGUUCCUGGAGUCAUUAGAUACAAAGGAGCAAAGAUACAGCUACUUGAUCUCCCAGGAAUUAUUGAAGGUGCCAAGGAUGGCAAAGGCAGAGGACGACAAGUCAUCGCAGUUGCACGAACCUGUAAUCUCAUCCUGAUCGUUCUGGAUGUGCUGAAACCUCUUGGUCACAAGAAGAUCAUUGAGAAUGAACUGGAGGGAUUUGGGAUUCGUCUGAAUAGUAAGCCCCCCAAUAUCGGCUUUAAAAAAAAGGAUAAGGGAGGCAUUAACCUUACAGCCACAUGUCCUCAGAGCGAGCUGGAUGCUGAAACAGUGAAGAGCAUCUUAGCAGAGUACAAAAUCCACAAUGCUGAUGUGACACUGCGCAGCGAUGCCACUGCUGAUGACCUGAUUGACGUUGUUGAAGGGAACAGGGUUUACAUCCCUUGCAUUUACGUCUUAAACAAAAUUGACCAAAUUUCCAUCGAGGAACUAGAUAUUAUUUACAAGGUACCCCACUGUGUACCAAUAUCUGCUCAUCAUCGCUGGAACUUUGAUGAUCUGCUGGAGAAAAUCUGGGACUACUUGAAGCUAGUACGAAUCUACACCAAACCUAAAGGGCAGCUCCCAGAUUACACGUCUCCUGUGGUACUACCUUACUGUAAGACCACAGUGGAGGACUUUUGCAUGAAGAUCCACAAAAAUCUCAUUAAAGACUUCAAAUAUGCACUGGUCUGGGGUUCAUCUGUUAAACACAACCCUCAAAAAGUUGGUAAAGACCAUACUCUUGAAGAUGAGGAUGUUAUUCAGAUUGUGAAGAAAUAAAGUUGUUCCUGCCAUUUACCAGUGUGGAUGAAGUUUGUCAUUAGUUCCAAGUGGCAAACAACAGGCCAUUUUUAUCA